Molecule: messenger RNA, 1450 nt
Organism: Phragmites australis (common reed)
Lineage: Eukaryota; Viridiplantae; Streptophyta; Magnoliopsida; Poales; Poaceae
Product: protein GIGAS CELL1-like
Exons: 6
Coding region: 403-1074 (223 amino acids)
Biological process (GO): regulation of nuclear division; negative regulation of ubiquitin protein ligase activity
Cellular component (GO): nucleus
Source: RefSeq, a predicted model, not a curated record
CGGCCGAACCCCCCACCCGAUUGGAGCCCGUAGGCCGUAGCCACCACCAAGCACAAACCCUAGGAAAUCUACCCAGAAAUUUCACCCGAAUUGGGGUUGUAUCGUAGGGAGUAGUCGUCGCGGGGAUCGGGUCGGCGCGGAUCUGAGAGGAGCCAAGCAAAUCGUGAGAUCUGCGAAAGGGGGAGGAUUGGAGAGUUGGAUCCGGAGCGGUGGGAGUCUAUCUGAGGUGCGAAUCACGAAACGAGAGGGGAUAAGGUAGGCAUCUUAGAGUCGUGGGAUUCGCCUUGAUAAGUUGACAUUAGAAGGAGAAGGCUAACCAGGGCCGGAGCAACAGAUCCAGGAGAAGAGCAACAGGACUCAGGUCACCAAGAAUAGGAGAAGAGCAGAACAACUAACUACAAGAUGCCUGAAGUGAGGAAUGCCAGCAAGCCGGCGCUUGCCGACGGCUCUGGUGGUGGGUUCUUUAUCAGGAGGUUGGCAUCGCCAGGAGCUGUGGUGGUGAAGGGCGUCCUCAAGCCAUUGGCUCGACGGGCCCGGUCACCGUCUAACAACAAGGAGAAUGUGCCACCAGCGUGGGCUGUGACGGCUGCACCGAAGAGGAGGAGCCCCUUGCCUGACUGGUACCCGAGGACCCCACUCCGUGACAUCACAUCAAUCGUCAAGGCUGUUGAGAGGAGAAGACGCCUAAGUGAUGCUGCGGCUCGGCAGCAGAUCCAGUGGACUGAAGAUUCUUCACAAUCUGUGGAUCCUACAACUCGAGUACAAACAGAGCAGGGUGUUCCUCAAGGAACGCCAAUAACUCAGGAAACACUGGCUGCUGUCACCUCUGGUCCCGGCUCAACUCAAGUUGUUGCAAGCCCUGCAACUUCUUUGGCCGAGGACAAGCUGAAGCCAUCUUCCUCUCCAUCUGACUGCUCCUUGCAGACAGCUUCAUCCGAUCUCUUGGAGAAGAAACUGUCCAGUUCAAUAGAACAGAUUGAAAAGACCGUAAGAGGAAACCUGAAGGAAACUCCGAAGGCCGCUCAGCCUUCCAAGAGGGUCGUCCAGAGGCGCACCCUGAUGUCCAUGCGAUGAGCUGAAAGAACUCUGCUCUGGCCUGCAUGGUGCCCUCAUGUCUGCUGCUUUCUUAGCCGCUAGUCCUAACAACUCAUUGCAUCAGUUUUCUGUUGGGGGUAUGGGUGUUCCUGGUUCUCUGCUUGAGGACCUGGGGUAUGGGGAUACCUAGCUCUCUGCUCGAGGGCAUACAACUGUGUAUAGCUUCACUAUGUUUUUACCGUUACACGUUUUGUUUGUGAAAUCAGUAGUUCCUCUGUGUAAGUAAGACUUUGAAUCUUGGUGGUAUUUUGUAACCUGCUACAGAACAGAUUAGAACAGAUCUAAGAUGGGGUGAAACAAAUGUUGGCUCUGACUUUGGAGCUUGAAUACUGUUACAGUAGAGUAACAUAACAUC